AUGCCGCCCAAAAAAGGGGCCGGCAAGCCGGCGCUGUCGGAGGAGCAGAUCGAGUACAUCCUCGCCAACUUUGACCUUGAGUCGGAGAAAAUGCUUUCCGAGCUCAAAAAUUCUGCGGACCGCCAGCUGACGGUCGCGCGCGAGCAGAUGGAGGCGCGGCUGCACAAGAUCCCUCCGGACGUGCGGAAUAUCACGCUGCAAGCCUACUAUGACAUGCACGCGGACACGGCGGGGUCCGAGCGUGGGCGCCAGCUCCCCCCCCUCGCGAUGGCGAGUCUGCCGAACGGCAAGGCAUGA
Molecule: messenger RNA, 297 nt
Organism: Malassezia japonica
Lineage: Eukaryota; Fungi; Basidiomycota; Malasseziomycetes; Malasseziales; Malasseziaceae
Exons: 2
Coding region: 1-297 (98 amino acids)
Source: RefSeq, a predicted model, not a curated record